AACUUAAAGGCUAUUGGCAAAUACCGCAAAACUAAGUGAAUUCUCAGAAGAAGUUAGUUAUUGUGUGUUGCGCCACUUGUAUCCAUCGAUCAAUAUAAUGGGUUUGUCAAUAUCCAAGUUUGUAAAAAUGCUAUUUGCAAAGAAAGAUAUGAGAAUUUUGAUGGUAGGACUCGAUGCCGCUGGCAAGACAACUAUCUUGUACAAGUUGAAACUUGGGGAAAUUGUUAAUACCAUUCCUACCAUUGGAUUUAACGUGGAGACAGUGGAAUACAAGAAUUCGAGCUUUACAGUAUGGGAUGUGGGUGGACAAGAUAAGAUCCGGCCUCUAUGGAGGCAUUAUUUUCAGAACACACAGGGUCUAAUAUUUGUGGUAGAUAGUAAUGAUAGAGAUCGAAUUUCAGAAGCUAGAGAUGAGCUCCAUCGCAUGAUUAACGAGGAAGAACUACGAGGUGCCACAAUUCUUGUAUUUGCUAAUAAACAAGACCUUCCAAAUGCUAUGAAUGUUGCAGAAAUCACUGAUAAACUUGGUCUGCAUUCACUCCGUCAAAGACGCUGGUACAUCCAGAGUGCUUGUGCAACAUCUGGACAGGGGCUUUAUGAAGGUCUUGAUUGGCUAUCACAUAAUAUCACUGGCAAGGCAUAAAUUCAGAGCUAUAUCCAGCUCAAGAAAAUCUUGGUCUUGAAACCCAAACGCGUUGAUUUUACAGAAGCUGUGGUUAUAAGUAUAUUGUGAUGCAAGUAUCAUUAUUGUAAACUUUAGUGUUAAAUCCCAUAUAUUUGCUUAUCUGUGUAUGAAUGAACUUUUCGCUCAUAAUUUAUAUAUAUGGUUGAAAAAUUAAAGUCA
This is a messenger RNA of Capsicum annuum, 844 nucleotides long. RefSeq names its product ADP-ribosylation factor 2-B. Gene Ontology annotation, cellular component: cytoplasm. Gene Ontology annotation, molecular function: GTPase activity; GTP binding. Gene Ontology annotation, biological process: vesicle-mediated transport; intracellular protein transport. The transcript has 6 exons. Lineage: Eukaryota; Viridiplantae; Streptophyta; Magnoliopsida; Solanales; Solanaceae. The coding region runs from base 98 to 643 and encodes 181 amino acids. The record is from RefSeq and is a predicted model, not a curated record.